Messenger RNA from Durotheca rogersii, 4487 nucleotides. RefSeq lists its product as uncharacterized. Gene Ontology annotation, molecular function: protein heterodimerization activity; structural molecule activity. Bases 343 to 3807 code for a protein of 1154 amino acids. Gene Ontology annotation, biological process: regulation of transcription by RNA polymerase II. Gene Ontology annotation, cellular component: SLIK (SAGA-like) complex; SAGA complex. The transcript is spliced from 3 exons. The record is from RefSeq and is a predicted model, not a curated record. NCBI's taxonomy places the organism in Eukaryota, Fungi, Ascomycota, Sordariomycetes, Xylariales, Xylariaceae.
GUGUACUCAGGUACCUGGUAUUGAUUCUGACAUCGGGGGAACCUCUCAGGUACGAUAGUACGUCCUCAGCCAUAGUGCCAGGAUCCGCUCCAAAACCUCACUCCGCCAGACCUCACCCUUUCCAAAUACGCGAAAUCGCCCUGAACACGGCCCAUCAAACCAACGUCCAAAUCUUCUCCUUCUAUCUUCAAAACGCGCGUGCCAUCUCGUUCGAUGUCGCCCGUCGCCCCGGUGUCAACAUAGGGAUCUCCGACGCCCUAUUCCCGCCUCGACGCGACCGCUAUUUCCUCCCGCAUGGCUACCGCCACCGGCCUAUCACUCUAACACGCCCGCAAGGCUAUCAUGUCCAUCAUGAACGGCCAGCACUCUUGGCCGCCGCCGCCGCUACACCAUGUCGUCGGCAAGCGGCCGUUCCGCCAUUCUGAUGAUGGUCCUGCCAGAUCCCACGAUGUUAUGGAUAAUUCCGCCGCCUCGGUGCCUGAGGCAUCUGAUAUAGACGAAGACCGCGCACGGGCACACUUUGCCGAAUUAUAUCGCCAGAGUGAAGCCCGCAUUGCGCAAAUGUUUGCCGAUGAUGGCUCCAUUAACAGGGACGUUAUAGAAUCCUGGAGACGGCCCUUCGACGCCUCCGGCGCCCCACCCCCGACCACCGACCACUCCGCCAUAGAGGAGCGUCCCGCGAAGAGGGUCAAGCGGGUCAUCGACGAGGAUGACUACGGCGAUGACGACGAUGACGAGGACGACGAAGAGGACGACGUGGCCGCGGACAGAAACGGUAGCAUCCACGUGGCUUCCCUGAAAUCCAAGGCCGCUGCCGUUGCCGCCUCCAAGGCCCUCCCGUCCCCCUCCAAGUCUGGAAGCUCGCCCAUAGCGUCGGCCCCGUCACCCGACAAGCUCUUCGACAGAGCGAAGGAGGAUGCGUCGCAGGGGUCCAUGGGAUCCCACGCGCAUGCCAGCGACUCCGUCGACGCGCGCAAACAGCUCGAGGAGGCGCGGAAGGACAUCGAAGAGGCCGCUAAACGCAGCUUUCACACUAUAUUUUACACCCUGGAGAAUGACCGUACUGCGAUGCUGGAGCAGCAGCAGCUCGAGGAGUCGGAAAAGCAAUUGCAGGCCGAGAUGGAUAAGAAUAAUACCAGCAAUCCGAGCGGGGGCCCUCCCGGCGAAAACCACGGAUCUCUCAGCAGCGCAAAUUUAGGCGCGUCGAGCUUAACCCUCAAGCAUCUCAUAGCGCGCAUAGACUUGAAGCGCGACCAGGUGCGCGCGUCGGACGCCGAAUUGCGCUCCCUGAUGAACGAGGUCCGCAAGAAUCGGAGCAAGUGGGCCAGCGAGGAGAACGUCAACCAGGAGGAGCUCUAUGAGGCCCUGGAGAAGGUUUUGACCGAACUGAAGGCUCACACCGAAUACUCAACACCUUUCCUCCAGAGGGUGAACAAGAAGGAAGCCCCCGACUAUCAUAACUUCAUCAAACAACCUAUGGAUCUGGGCUCGAUGACGAAAAAGCUGAAGUCGCUGACGUACAAGUCCAAGGUUGACUUCGUCACGGAUCUUAAUUUAAUAUGGGAUAACUGCCUCCGGUACAACCAGGACAUGAACCAUCCGUUCAGGCGGAUGGCCAAUGGGAUGCGCAAGGAAGCCGAGAAACUCAUCCCCCUCAUCCCGGACCUUGCUAUCCGCCCACGUGCCGAGGUCGAAGCCGAGGAAAGGCGGAAGCAGAAUGGUGGCGACGACGAUGGCGGCGACGAUUCGGAUGACGAGCCGAUAAUGUCGUCUCGCGGCCGGAUCGCCGGUGGGGCCAAGGGAACGAAGUCGAGGAAGGCCCAUGCCGAUCAGAAGGAAGGGACCCCGGGCGGGGACCAUAAGCCGGUUCUGCAACUCAACGGCCUGCUCGCGAAAGCCCACCGAGAGGGUUCGGAGCUCGACGGGAGCAACGGGUUCGCAACCCCGCCGAUCGCCGGCUCCAUGACCCCGAGCGGGCUCAACGGCCACUCAGGCGUGGGUAGCAACGUAGACGCCAUGGACAUUGACGGUCCCGAGCUAAACGGGAUGGCCCUGGGACAAGCCCUGAACGACGCCGCCCAACAAGCCUUCGAAGACGACGAGUACAAGAUCUGGAAGCAAGUAACCAAGAAAGACCGUGCCCUCGUCGCCAAAGAACGGUUUCAGCUUUUUAGCGGCAAGAAGUUGAAUAUUGACGAGCCUGCCCUGCUAAGGACUAAAGCUGGUAUGCGUCGGUACUUGCGUGCCCGCCAACAGGCAGAAGCCGCUGGCCUGGGCGGUCACACCCAAGACUCGUCGGAGCCUAACACUAAGCAGACCAAGGCAGUCGAGACGCUGGCCGAAGGCAUGGAAGAAGACGUGGAGCGGGUAAUACCCGAUUACUACGAGCCUCAGACCAUUAUCCCGGACAUCCCAACCAAGUUCCAGUGGAUCGAGGAUAGCGAAGGCCAAGUCAUCAACCAGCACGAAGAGUACCUGCGCACCUUGCCACUGGGCUAUUUCAACACGCCCAAGAGUAGCCUGACACAGAAGUUCGACGCCAAUAUCCGCCAGAUGCAGGAGACGAGAAAGAUCUGCUCGAAAAUUAGCGUCAUAAAGCAGAUGCAACUCCAAACCCAGGUGUACACGAAUCAGUUUCCGAAGUAUAAUCCUGAGCCAUUCCUCGAGGCCGACGUCGAACCGCAUGUUACGUGCGGCGACAACAUCGUGAUGGCGCCGGAAGUUUGCAGGGCCGCCUUGCAGCGGUCCGUUGCGAAGAUCUUUUACCAUGCUGGCUUCGAAGAGCUACAGCCGUCGGCAAUGGACACGAUCACGGACGUCGCAGCCGAUUAUUUCGGGAAGUUCAUCCAGACCUUCAAUUCGUAUAAAGAGAUCGAGAUGAAGGACCCUUCUCCGGAGUACCUUCGACGCGGAGCGACUGCCCAGCCUCGCUAUAACGAUGAGGAAGCCCUACUGCAUACCCUCGCCGAGAACGGCUACUCGAUCGACUCGCUCGAGGGCUACGCCAAAGACGAGGUUGAGAGACUCGGGCAUAGGCUCGGCGGCAUCCACGAGCGUAUGAAGGCCCAUCUGAGCGAUCUUCUUCGCCCUGCCGUUAGUGACGUCGGCCAGGACGGGGCCGCCGCGUUCGAUGACGGCAGCGAACAGUUUAUCGGAGGCGAUUUUGCCGAAGAGCUCGGCGAGGAUUUCUUUGGCUUCAAGGAACUCGGUCUCGCGGGCGAAAUGGGCGGCAUGCUCUCUGUCCCUCUUCAUCUCCUCCAGUCUAGGGUACGCAGCCAGUACCAGGUCCAGAACCCGACCCAGGGCCCCUCGGACACCGUCUUAUUCGAAGAUCUCCCGCCGACGGAGCCGGUCACGAAGGAGAACAUCCAGGAACAGAUCGGUCUGGUUAAGAACUUCUUCCUCGCGAAACUGCACGCUAACGGCGACUCACCAUUGGUCGAGGACGAAGACCUGCCCGUCAAGCAGCGGCGCCCCAGGCCACGGCUAGGCGCUACCGGCAAGAUCGUUUCCCCGCAGAAGCGACCCCCGAAGGAGCAGAAUGCCAUCAACAAGAAAAAGAAGAAGCUCGAGGCUCAAGCUGCCGAGGCCAGCAAGGCCGCGAAUAAUAAUACCAGCCCCGAGAAAGGCGGCCCCAAGAAGGCCAAGGGCCCGCCUCUGCCCAACGGGACCGGCCCAACCAACGGUGCAUCUCUGGCCGUCGCUCCGCCCAUGGAACGCGUCGAGAGCAUGCAGAGCCAAGGCAACAAUAGCCAAACUGAUAAAGACGACACCGGCAUGAUGAGCCCGGAGAGCAUGGAGCGUUAGCGUAACAACAUGACUAUUCGAGGGUCAUUUUCUCGACUCGCACGCUCUCGCGCCGAGAGGGCGUCUGCCUCGCUUCAUUCUAGCCGACCUGCAACAUACUCCUCAAGGCGGCCUUUCAUUAAUAUUUUACCACCCCGUAGCUUAUACCCCUCAUUCAAUGGUAUAUUGGUUUGUUUUGCGCACAAUCUCUAGACGUGGGGUGGACCGGUGCAAUGCGGAGAGAGCGGGUUGUAUGAGGCACAGCAACAUCACACAGUGCAUACGGGCGUUUUUUUGUCGGGACGGGGGACGCCCACGAAACCACGCGCAACGCCGGGGCUAAUCUCGGCGUCAUCGGUGCUAUUUAUGCUUAUGAUGGCUCUCUCUCUACCUAUCUCUUUCUCUUUCUCUCUCUCUUUUCUCUUUCUUUUCGGCACGACUUGCAUAUAGCAGCAUGGAUGGACGGGCGGACGAUGACGAGAAGAGAAGAGGGCGUGCGACGGACGACGGAAUGAGUGACGGAGACUCGACGCAGAGACGUCCGCCCCUUUUCACCCAUAUUGCCAUGUGUACAUAAAAAAGCUUUUUUUUUAUCUCCCCCUCCCCAUCCCACACGCUCACGCACUCCUCCUACUCCUCCUCGCCCUCCAGCACCCUCUUCUCUUCGUGCGCCUCCCCCCCCCCCCCCCCCCCCCCCUGGC